This is a messenger RNA of Plasmodium reichenowi, 519 nucleotides long. Its product is annotated as conserved protein, unknown function. Lineage: Eukaryota; Apicomplexa; Aconoidasida; Haemosporida; Plasmodiidae. Bases 1 to 519 code for a protein of 172 amino acids. The transcript is spliced from 9 exons. The record is from RefSeq and is a predicted model, not a curated record.
AUGCCAAAUGAUUUAUUAAAUAAUAUGACCAUUAAUAAAAAAGACAACAAGUACCCCUACUGCGUUGUAUUUACAUAUCUUCCUUGUGCCUCUACUUUUAUUCCUACUGUUGGACAUGUUGGAAUAUGUACGUCAACAGGUAUAAUUCACGAUUUUUCAGGAUCGUACAGUGUAUCAGUUGAUAAUAUGGAAUUUGGUGACCCCAUGAAAUAUUGGCAGCUGGAUAAAAAUAAGUUACCCCUAUCAAUAAGUGAUAAGUCAUAUGACGAUGCCAUUUAUAAGACAGAUGAAAUCUUUAAAAAGAGGAGGCAUAACUUAUUUUUGAACAAUUGUCACCAUCACGUAGCAAUGGCCCUAAAUAAUAUAAAGUAUAAGGGAAGGUCUGAUUGGACCCCAUUCAAAGUAUUCUUCAAUCUAAUGAUUCAUGGACAUUUUGUUUCGUGGAAAUAUUUUUUUGUUCUCUAUGGACCUUUUGUAUGUAUGGUUUUAUUGUUUAUUUUUAUUGUAACCAUGAUAUAA